AUGACAAAAACAAUCGAUAUAGGGCAACUGUUAAUGUGUGGCUUUGACGGUCUUGAACCAACAGAAGGCAUACUGGACCUCAUUCGCAACCACCAUCUUGGAGCAGUCAUUUUGUUUUCACGCAAUAUUGAAUCUCCUAAACAGCUUCAGCGACUGACACAUCAGCUACAGAGCGCAGCCAAGGAAUCGGGUCAUGCAAGGCCCUUAUGGAUCGCGGUGGACCAGGAAAAUGGUGUAGUGCGACGAUUAGGCACCAGCGGAACUUAUUUGCCGGGCAGUAUGGCGUUGGGUGCAAUUGGAUCCACCAGUGCAGCAUAUCAGGUUGCACAAGCGACUGCAAAGGAGUUACUAAGUCUGGGUAUCAAUUGGAAUUUAGCGCCUGUCAUGGAUGUGAACAGCAACCCGCUUAAUCCAGUGAUCGGUGUGCGUUCCUUUGGUGAAGACCCACAAUGGGUUGCUCGGUUAGGCUGUGCACAGAUAGAAGGGUAUCAGAAACAAGGUGUUGCAACGAGUAUCAAACAUUUUCCUGGUCAUGGUGAUACUGCCACGGAUUCCCAUUUAGGCGUGCCGGUGAUUGAUAAAAGUUUGGAGCAGCUCAACAGUGUUGAGCUCAUUCCGUUUACAGGGGCAAACCUCUCUCAGGGUCAUGGACAGCCUGCUUCUGUCAUGAUUGCUCAUAUUGCCUUACCCAGGCUUAUUCAAGAUGGCAAGGUGGCUAGCUUAUCAUCUGAAGUGGUGACAGAUUUACUACGCAAACGUAUAGGAUACAAUGGCGUCAUCAUCACAGAUUGCCUCGAAAUGGAUGCCGUCAAGGAAACAGUAGGCUGCGCUCGUGGUGCAGUCAUGGCAUUUGAAGCAGGGAAUGACAUGGUCAUGAUAUCGCAUACACUGCAGUUUCAAAAAGAAGCGUUUGAACUUAUCGAACAAGAGUUACCACGCCUGGAUUCAGGUUCUAUUCAUGAUUCACUAAAUCGUGUAGCUGCCAUGAAGGACCAGUAUUUGAAUUGGGACGAUGCACUCAAAUUGCAUGACUUGGACGUCGUAGGCUGUAAGGAUCAUUUGAAACUAAGUGAUAGACUGUAUAACCAUGUACCAACGAUUGUCCGUAACUGCCAAAAGAUAAUCCCUCUUCAGCCUGCAGCUAAUGACAAAUUGCUGUUUCUAGCUGCUCAUGUACCUCUGACGUUGGCAAUUGACUCAGAGACAGAACCAUUUAACUCGAUGUGCGCUUCUCUUCAAAAACGUCAUGCAAACACAGAAUACAUCAUUUUCAAUCAAGACAAUUAUCUCAAUAUGGUAGACAAGAUAUCUGCAGCUGAUUAUGUGGUUGUCGGCACGGCCAAUGCCAACCUCCACCCAUUCCAGUCUGAACUGGUCAAACUGGCACAUAAGCAUGCAAAAUCAUUGGUAGUUGUCUCUGUCAUUAACCCAUAUGACCUCACAGUGUUUCCAGAGAUUGAAACGUACGUAGUCACUUACGAGUACACGCCUCCUGCUCAUGAAGCAUUCAUUCGCAUUCUCUUUGGUGAAAUUGAAUAUCGUCCCAAUCACUUGCCAGUGACGAUUACUGACGACGCAACAGUGCAUCAUCCAUACAUUCAAGUUGAGCCGUUUUUGAAGGAUAUCGACAAUGUACACCAGCUUUGGAAGGCAGUGUUUUUACCUACCUGGCCGCUUUCUUUGAACAACUUCUCUCGUGUUCUCUCUCGUUUGCAACAGCCAGAUCACUUUGUUGUUCGCAGUGAGGAAGGUGAGGUGAUCGGAUUCGCAGCGACACAGCUGAUUGAGGAGCACGGCCAACUCGCAUUGCUGAUGGUUCAUCCAGACCAUAGACAACGUGGCAUUGGCAGCGCACUACUAGAAGAAUGUAUGAAAACUCUUAAAAGGAGAGGCGCCAAGCAAAUCCAAUUAGGCUCAACCUAUCCUCGCUUCUUCUGCGGCUUACCUGAAGACCAAGAGAGGAGUGUAGUCUUUUUUGAACACCAUGGAUUUAAAUUUGGAAACUAUGUUUGGGAUUUAAUGGGCGAUCUAAGUCAAUACGAAGUACCGGUAAAUAUUGCCGAGCGAAUGAAAAAAGAAGGGAUACAAUUCGAGACAAUCCAAGGGCCAGAUGAUCUCGGCGAAUUGCUCGAAUUUCAAAAGAGGUAUUUUCCAUACUGGUUAUCAACGUAUGAACACCAUGCAGCACUGGGCGACUAUCAAGACUUACUUGUGGCACGAGAUGGAACCAGGAGAAUAGUGGCAAGCUUAAUUUUGUACACCACAAAAGGAUCGCAUGAUGCUCGAACAGAUUUGAUAUGGACCGACAUCUUUGGUACUCAGAGUGGAGGAAUGGCUUGUGUUGGCGUAGCAAACGAAGAAAGAGGAAGAGGUAUCGGUUUAGGUAUCGUUGCUUAUGCCAACCAGUUUCUAAGACAACGUGGUGCUCAGCUGUCUUAUGUUGAUUGGGUUGAGUUGAUAGAAUUCUAUGGUCGUACAGGAUACCAAACUUGGAGAAGAUACAGACUAGCAACAGCAGAAUAA
This is a messenger RNA of Rhizopus microsporus ATCC 52813, 2523 nucleotides long. RefSeq names its product glycoside hydrolase. The transcript has a single exon. Gene Ontology annotation, molecular function: hydrolase activity, hydrolyzing O-glycosyl compounds; acyltransferase activity, transferring groups other than amino-acyl groups. Gene Ontology annotation, biological process: carbohydrate metabolic process; peptidoglycan turnover. Bases 1 to 2523 code for a protein of 840 amino acids. The record is from RefSeq and is a predicted model, not a curated record. Lineage: Eukaryota; Fungi; Mucoromycota; Mucoromycetes; Mucorales; Rhizopodaceae.